Messenger RNA from Cuscuta europaea, 1812 nucleotides. The record is from the annotation of a GenBank genome assembly. Lineage: Eukaryota; Viridiplantae; Streptophyta; Magnoliopsida; Solanales; Convolvulaceae.
AAUGAGAAUGAUUUUUGGCCUUCCAUUGUUUUAAUCGUGUGGCUUGGAUCUUCAAUUUUGGCUUCAAAAAAACGCACGUGAGUAAUGCGCGGAGUCAUUAAAAAAAGAAAGAGUGCAUUAAGAAACUACCGGAAGGGCAAAGAAGUAAAAGCAUGUGGCGAGUAAUAAUGGCGGUUGGGCGCACUACUUUUUAUAUGGAAAGAAAUCCCGGCUAAUGUGCCGGUAUUUUUGAAAGAAGAGAAGUGGCUAGUGCAGAGUUCUACUACAGACAGAGCUCGAACGACGCUUGGAAGAAGCAAUCCACCACCAGCGAAACCCUAUGAAGGCGUGGAAUAACAAUGGCCUCAACGAACGAAAACGAUGGAGCAUCAGGAAGUGGCAAGAGUGCAACAGAUAUGCGGGGAACAAGAUUGCAGAGUGUUAGGAAAGCUAAGGGAAAGAGAUCCAAUGAGUCAGCUCGGAAUGAAUUUGAACAGAUUAUAGUAAAGAGACAGAGAAAACAAGGAGAAGAACAAGAAAGUGAUGAUGACUUUGAGGUUCAACCCCGUCAUGGUGGUGUCGAUACAGAGUUGGUUGAAAAUAAGGCCAAGAAAAUAAGUAUAAAAGAGAUCAAAUCUGGAUAUAGGUCAAUACGUACGAGAUCAUCACCACAUGUUUUAGCUAAAGCUCUGAGUGGGAUGACAGAAGCUCAGAAAGCAGAUGUUAAAAGCAUAGGAUUUGGUGCAUUGUUUGAUCUGGAUAUUGCUGAAAUCCCUGGGAAGCUAGGUUAUUGGGUGCUUGACAGCUUUGAUCCAAAGAAAUGCUCAUUAGUGCUGCCAGAUGGGACUAAUGUGCGUAUAACAGAGCUUGAUGUGACACGAGUAUUGGGGUUCCCUUUAGGAGGAAAAACAAUUGCCCAAAAGAAGAAAAAUGAAGAUUGUGCUUUUCUACAAGACUGGAGAGCAAUAUUUAACAAAGAAGAAUCAAAGAUUAGCCCAUCCGAUGUUAGUGCUGCCAUGCUUAGCAAGAGUGAAGGAGAUGACUGGUUCAAAAGGCAUUUCAUUGUCCUUGUUGUGUAUUUGCUACUUGAUAACACACAGAAUGGGUAUGUGAAUCCAAUCAUAAUGAACCAAUUGGAAGAUGUUGAUCAGAUUAUUAGUGAACUGAAAUGGUGUGACCACGUUCUUAAUUGUUUAAUUGAGAACAAAGUUUCAUGGGAGAAGAAGUAAGAAAAAGCCUUUACUGGCCCAUUGUUGUUUUUAAUAAUAGAGAGGACUUCACCAGUUCUGAAAGGGUGGAGCGGAAAACUACGUAAAGAUAGAGAAUUGAUGGAAAUAGAGACUGGGGGAUUUGGGAUGGGCUACUGUGAAGAGCCAAUGAGUAUUGAAGGGUGUUCAAUGAACAAUGAAUUGAAUUCUAAAAAUAAAGCGGAUGACAAAGGUGCAAGCAGCCAAGGAACGUUGGUGCAAUCUACUCCUACUGAAAUUGCUGAGGAAUUUUUGAUCCGAUUCGCAAACUAAAGCAAAUUGCUGGAAGAAACUGUUGUUGAUGUGAUCAACAUGUGUGAACAAGCUCCAAGGAUCUUAAUUGAAUCAGAAAAGUACAAAAAAAUGCAAGAAGCUGCAAAACAGUUGAUUGGUCUUGGAAAGAUGAAGAGAGUGGUGGAAGGUGUAGAAGAAAUAGAUGUUAGAUGUACCGCAGAGAUAGAAGAUGCUUCUUUUUGGGCUGAAACAAUAAGUGCAGUUGAGAGGGUUGAAAGAGAAAAUAUGAAGAAGACAUUGUACGCAAAAGAAAUAGAAGAGCUGCCCUCAUUUUCAAUUGGACUAACACAAG